Messenger RNA from Periconia digitata, 1077 nucleotides. The record is from the annotation of a GenBank genome assembly. Lineage: Eukaryota; Fungi; Ascomycota; Dothideomycetes; Pleosporales; Periconiaceae.
GCGCGUGCACUUCGCGGCUCUUUUAUACAGGCCCAGCUACGCCAUAUGACUCCAAGCAAAGCUAGGGUUCUGCGCUUCCUAACGUGUGUCACCGUUACCGCGAUCAUCGUCUCGGUUAUCUGCAUCGCAUCUCCAUGGUUCCGCAGCGAGUGUAUACAUCUAGGCGGUACGGUGCGCACCUCCCUGACCCGCGGAACAUGGUAUACCGCACUCCUUGUAUUCGCUACCUUCCUUGCAUUCAGCCUUGUAGGGGAGCGACGACGGCGUGAGUUCGAGGAGAGGGAAGGAGAUAGGGCUUGGUUCAAUUGGGUGUGGGAUAGCCCGCGAUGGAUUGUGGUCGCUGGGCUAUGCGAACUGUUUCUGUUGAAGGCGGUGCCGUUUGGGUUUUGGGGGGCUGCAGAGGGGAGGUCGUUGCAGGAGUGGCCCAACAAGAAUCACCUGAGACGAUUGCUGCGCAUGGGGAUCAUUCCUCUGCAUAUUCAGGAGGGCGGAUUGGAAACGAGAAAUGAGGAAGGGGGAUGGUACGUGCAAAGCAAAAAGCAGGCUUGUUUUUCGUUCAUGGUGCCUGAUGAAACUGAGGCCCGGAAUGAGCAUCAACUUGACAGGAUUUUGCUAUACAACGACUUGGUCAAAGCGAUUCGCCGAAAUGGUAGAGGGUACAGGGUGUGCGUGUCCAAGAGACUCAGAAAUGGAUCCUCCCCGAGACCACUUGAGCCCCCGCGGGAUGGAGACGAGCACCUUGAGGUGGGCGCUAGCUCUUGGACUGAGCUUUCCCUGCCAUUUCAAAAAGACACAGUGCUCCAGGAAGCAAAAGGUUCUCAAGACGUUUUCGAGGACCUCACCAAGGAACAGGUCCCUCGCCUGCUUCUUGGGAACGCAUACUACCGUGUCAUAGUGAGAGGGGAGGCACCUGGUUAUGAAAAGGCCCGGUUGGACCAGUGGGUGUGUGAGUUGGCAGAUGAUGCGGGAGUGGAAGAAAUCUGGGAUGCUGACGAGAUGCGCUCACGCACGGUGAGAUGGUGCAGACAUUUGAGUUUGAAGGUGCCGCGUCAACUGCGACCACCUCCCAGACCAUGA